This is a messenger RNA of Leptidea sinapis, 3759 nucleotides long. RefSeq lists its product as uncharacterized. The coding region runs from base 143 to 3460 and encodes 1105 amino acids. The record is from RefSeq and is a predicted model, not a curated record. Lineage: Eukaryota; Metazoa; Arthropoda; Insecta; Lepidoptera; Pieridae. The transcript has 9 exons.
GGUACUCUACUAGGUAGUUUGUACACUUUUGAGCGCAGAACAUGAUUGCUCUAAAGAGCUUUUGAGUUUUGAUUUUGGUGUUUAGCAAUUAGCUGGGUUAUUAUUUGGAUUUCAUUUCUAGAUUACAUGUAAAGAGAACAGAAUGCUGUUAAUAAUUCAUAACGUACCCGUACAAAUGCGAUAUAGCGAUGUUAGGGAUUUUCUAAUAAGCAAAAGUGGUAUACAGCAAUUAAUCCUGGACAAUCUUAUACAUGAAAAAUCGGGAAGCAAACAACAAGUGACGGUUGGCCUAGUAGAUGAAAGCGAUGCCGCUAUUUUUGUUAGAAAAAUUAACAACCUGUAUUUAGAUGGUGAACCAAUAUAUAUUGAGAAUGUUGGACAAAAAAUGGAAUUAGAACAACCAUAUAGACCACCACAAUAUCAUACACAAUCCCGUAAAGAUGUGGAGUCUACAGUGGAACAGUAUUCUUUAUUGAAGCCUAAUAGAACUGAUUUUGGCAACAAGCAUGCUCUAAUGAUAUCAACUUUACCACCUGUUGGAAACAUACCUUCAUAUACUCCAAUGAUAAAACAGCUAGAGGCUCAGCCGACUCCAGUAUCAACUUUUCCACAAAACUCAUAUUUUCUUCAACCAGACGGUCAUGCAGUUUUUCAGCCCAACAGCCUCUGGUUUAGUAGCACACAAGAGAACAGAGAUGACCAAAGUUAUUUUGAUCAGAGACCACAAAAUCUCCGAUUGCAAAGCAGCACACAUGAGAACAGAGAUGACCAAAGUUAUUCUGAUCAAAGACCACUAAAGCGCGGAUUCCAAAAUUGCACACAUGAGAACAGAGAUGACCAAAGUUAUUCUGAUCAAAAAUCGCAAAAGCGCCGAUUGCAAAGUAGCACACAUGAGAUCAGAGAUGACAAAAGUUAUUUUGAUCAAAAACCACAAAAGCGUCGAUUGCAAAGUAGAACACAUGAGAACAAAGAUGACAAAAGUUAUUUUGAUCAAAAACCACAAAAUCUCCGAUUGCAAAGCAGCACACAUGAGAACAGAGAUGACCAAAGUUAUUCUGAUCAAAGACCACUAAAGCGCGGAUUCCAAAAUUGCACACAUGAGAACAGAGAUGACCAAAGUUAUUCUGAUCAAAAAUCGCAAAAGCGCCGAUUGCAAAGUAGCACACAUGAGAUCAGAGAUGACAAAAGUUAUUUUGAUCAAAAACCACAAAAGCGUCGAUUGCAAAGUAGAACACAUGAGAACAAAGAUGACAAAAGUUAUUUUGAUCAAAAACCACAAAAGCGUCGAUUGCAAAGUAGCACACAUGAGGUCAGAGAUGACCAAAGUUAUUUUGAUCAAAAACCACAAAAGUGCCGAUUCAAAAGUAGCACCCAUGAGAACAGAGAUGACCAAAGUUAUUUUGAUCAAAACCCACUAAAGCGUCGAUUCCAAAGUAGCACACAUGAGAACAGAGAUGACCAAAGUUAUUUUGAUCAAAAACCGCAAAAGCGCCGAUUCCAAAGAAGCACACAUGAGGUCAGAGAUGACCAAAGUUAUUUUGAUCAAAAACCACAUAAGCGCCGAUUGCAAAGUAGCACACAUGAGAUCAGAGAUGACCAAAGUUAUUUGGAUCAGAAAACACACAACCGCCGAUUGCAAAGUGGCUUUGUUUCUUUUAGUCACUCUGAAGAAUGCGAUCGUAAUCCUAAAUACGAAAAAAAAUCACACUCGCAUUUCUCCGGCAGCGAAAUAAAAGAACCUAAUCCAAAUGUCGUCAAUCAAAAUUCACCAGAGUCUCAUGUUAAAUUAAAUUAUGUAAAAAAUCUUCUAAACAGUAGACACAUUUUUAACCUGAACCAUGCAGCAUCCCAAAUAGCUAAUGAAAUUAUGGCGAAUUUGGAAAUCUUAUCAAAUGAUUCCACUGAUUUUAACAAUAAAUUAAAAAAUAAAAUUCUUAUCCGUUUAAAAGGCUUGUAUGUUAAUGGAUCGUGCUUAUCGCAAGAGCAAGCUGUUGCUGAAUAUAGAGAAAAAUAUCCAGCGAGUGAAGAUAGGCUAUUUAUCGAAUUUGUGGCGGAGCAAGAAGGAUUUUCUAAAAAAAUUGCUUAUAAUAUCAACACUCCUAAGGAUGCCCAAAUUUCGCAUCCACAUCCCUUCACCGCUAAACGAAAGAUAUCUAACGUUAAGAAAUUACAAGACGAAUCAUGCGUUACACCGUAUGAGGUAAAAAAUGAAAACCACUCUUAUAUCCUAAAUUUCAUUGCAAAAAAAUUGGCUAAUGAUAUGAUAAAAAAUAUCAAAGCCAAGACACUUUCAAAUUAUCCAUACAACAACAUAACACAAGUUUCACUUAAGAAGGCUGUUCGUAACCGAUUAGAUGAUAUAUAUCUUAAUAGAACGUGCUAUUCUAACAAACAAGCUCUUAGGGAUUAUAGAAACAAAUUUCCAACGAGCGAUGACGAAUCAUUUGUCAAAGGUUACGUGGAGCAAAAAGAGUUUUUUAAAUUGAGGAGAAAGGCUAAAAGAGAAAGAGCGUAUCAUAAGUUACUUGAAGGCCGUGAAAUCAUCAAGAAUGCGCAAAACACACCUUUUGAUGAAAAAAAUCUGCCGGAUGAAGAUGAAGAGAAAAAGGAAGACUUAAUGGGAGGAGAUGUUGAAGUACUGAGUCCUACCGACAGGAAAGCACUUAACCAAGAGAUGAGCCUGAUUAGGAACCUGCUCACUGAGCUUGGUGCUUCGAAGAAUUUUCCCAGAUUAACUUGGAAGUAUUUUUGCGAUGACUUUGAGGAGAUUAUGACAAUACGUGCCGAAAAGCUAAUGCGCAAUAAAUCAAGAUUUCUAUUCGUUAAAGUUGAGUGCAACCCACCACAAGAUUAUUUGGGCAUGGAAGCGAUUGAGGCAUUUUUGAAGCAACGAUGCGGAAUUACUGCUAAGAUAACAGCACGAGAGAAGAUAUGGAUGGUGUGCUGUGAAAGCUUCGAUGUUUUUGACAAACUGUGUAAUGUGGGCAAAGUAUUUAUUGGAAAAGUGCGGGUAUCAUUUGAACCAUUUAAAUUAUCCAUACAUAAGAAUCGGCCCAGGUAUGCAGAAAUCCAAUUUUUGAUGAGUUCGUCUUCCGAAAAGGAUAUUGUUGUACCCAAAUACAAUAAUGAUGAUUAUUUUGAUGAUUGUAAAGAUUUUAUAAUACCCACAACUGAAGACAAUCAAAACGCCAAAGAAGCAAAAUUGACAGAAGACGAUUGCAAUGAGAUAAUUUGCGACGAAAAAACUGUAGACGGCAGUCACGGUGUACAUAAAGAAAAUGUAGCUGUAACUCCUACCAACAACGAUGAUGCCGUUGUACUGGAUAAUCCUUAUGAAAAUAACCCAAUAAGUGAUAUAAUAUGUAACAUUGAAACUGUGAACAGAUCACUUGAAAAAAUAGAACUUAUUGAACCGAACCAAGACCUUGUUAUAAACGAAGAUGAUUUGGAAGAGUUUUAAGCAGUCUUUACCGUCAAUUUAACUUAUGUAACAUGAUUUGUAUUAAAGUAAUUUCAAUUGCAAGUGAGAAGUUAGUUGAUCGUUGUUAGAGUAUGGGUAUAUAAACUGUUUGACUAAUUCAACUACUAGAUUUAGCCUUGCCUAAAACCACAGACCAAGAGAGUGGCUUGAAUUUGCUUUCCUAGUACGGAAAAGUUCAAGUGGAAGUGCCCUUAGACUUCCUUACUAUGGGAAACAAUGUCGCCAAAUGUUAUCUGACAUCUGUAAUAUAUUAUAAUCAAUUAUCUUUAAAUUAAAAA